This is a messenger RNA of Amphibalanus amphitrite, 818 nucleotides long. Its product is annotated as 60S ribosome subunit biogenesis protein NIP7 homolog. The record is from RefSeq and is a predicted model, not a curated record. Lineage: Eukaryota; Metazoa; Arthropoda; Thecostraca; Balanomorpha; Balanidae. Gene Ontology annotation, molecular function: RNA binding. The coding region runs from base 161 to 703 and encodes 180 amino acids. The transcript has 4 exons. Gene Ontology annotation, cellular component: nucleolus; nucleus; preribosome, large subunit precursor. Gene Ontology annotation, biological process: ribosomal large subunit biogenesis; ribosome assembly.
CAAAAGCAUGUGCGACGAUAUUGGCGUGGCUGAGACUAUUGCGGCAUAAUGAUAAUAUUUGCUGUUGUUGCACAGGUGGUAUAGGACGUAUAGGACUGCUAUUUUGGACUGCUAUUUUAUUUUAGUAUUAGCCUGCUAUUUUAGGCUCAUUUUUGCUAAAAUGAGGCCUCUCACAGCGGAUGAAACGAAGACCUUCUUCGAAAAAGUUGCAAGAUAUAUCGGGGAGAACAUCCGACUGCUACUGGAGCGACCCGACGGCCUCUACUGUUUCCGGCUGCACAAGGACCGCGUCUACUACAUGUCCGAGGCGCUGAUGCGGCACGCGCUCAGCUUCCCGCGCCACGCGCUCAUCUCGGUCGGCACCUGCUUCGGCAAGUUCACCAAGAGCGGCAAGUUCCACCUGCACGUGACGGCGCUCGAGUUUCUGGCCCCGUACGCUCAGCACAAGAUCUGGCUGAAGGCGUCGAUGGAGCAGCAGUUUCUGUACGGCCACCAUGUGCUCAAGUCGGGCCUGGCACGGGUCACAGAGAACACGGCCAAGUACCAGGGCGUGGUCGUAUACAACAUGAAGGACGUGCCACUGGGAUUCGGCGCGGCGGCCAAAUCCACAGCCGAGUGCCGACACGCCGACCCGACGGCCAUCGUGGCCUUUCAUCAGGCUGAUAUCGGCCAGUACAUCCGCAGCGAGGACACGCUCACCUAGUGACGUCAGCGUGACGUCAUUGGACCAUGGAGGAGAGCGGGGUGUCUCGUCAUCUCAGCGCAGGAUGAGGGGCGUUUGUUCCAAGUGUUUUUAUUGAAUAUACCUGUUUGUGUUA